CUCAUUGUUGUUGAAUUCCAUUUCCAUUCUGUCACCUCUCUCUCUCUCUCUCUCUCUCUCUCUCUCUGCGAGAGUGCGUUUUAUUAGUUUUCUAUAUUAAAAGCGAGUCACUCACCAAUUUCUCUCCUUCUUUUCAUCUACCUUGUACCUUCCUCCAUUUACACACACACUCUCUCGCUCUCUCUGCACAACUGCUUAACAUUGCUUCUUUUUCUUGUUCUUGUUCUUCUUCUUCCUUGUUUUUAUGCAACACUCUGCAAAUCAAAUGGCCAAUUCUUACUCAGGUAAUUCCAAUCAUAUCUCAAAAGAAGACGCAAAGGAAACAAGUUCGCUGGUUGUUUCCUUUGGGGAACUGCUGAUAGACUUUGUGCCAACAGUGGGAGGAGUGUCGCUGGCCGAAGCACCGGCUUUUCAGAAAGCUCCUGGUGGAGCUCCUGCCAAUGUAGCUGUUGGUAUAUCUAGACUUGGAGGUUCAUCAGCUUUCGUCGGAAAGGUUGGAGCAGACGAGUUCGGUUACAUGUUGGCCAACAUAUUGAAGGAAAACAAUGUUGACAUGUCUGGCAUGCGGUUUGACCCGAAUGCUAGAACUGCAUUAGCUUUUGUUACACUUAGAGCUGACGGUGAACGAGAAUUCUUGUUUUUCCGGAAUCCAAGUGCUGAUAUGCUUCUUCAUGAAUCAGAACUUGAUAUAAAUCUCUUAAAGAAGGCUAGAGUCUUCCAUUAUGGCUCCAUCAGCUUGAUUGACGAGCCGUGCAAGUCAGCUCAUCUUGCUGCUAUGAGAAUUGCCAGCAAUUCUGGUAGUAUUCUCUCUUAUGAUCCAAAUUUGAGAUUAGCACUAUGGCCAUCAGCCGAGGCUGCUCGCAAGGGCAUAAUGAGUAUUUGGGAUCAAGCCGAUGUCAUAAAGAUAAGUGAGGAAGAGAUUACAUUUUUGACGGGUGGUGAUGAUCCUUAUGAUGAUAAUGUUGUAUUGAAGAAACUUUUUCAUCCAAAUCUCAAACUUCUAAUUGUUACUGAAGGCUCAUCUGGUUGUAGAUAUUACACCAAGGAAUUCAGGGGCAAAGUUGGAGGUGUUAAAGUCAAACCUGUUGACACAACUGGUGCCGGUGAUGCAUUUGUCGGUGGAUUUCUCUACAACUUGGCUUCUGACCCAAGUAUUCUUCAGGAUGAGAAACGGCUGCGAAAAGCUCUAUAUUUCGCAAAUGUAUGCGGCGCCAUCACUGUAACUGAGAGAGGUGCCAUUCCUGCAAUGCCUACAAAGGAAGCUAUCUUGCAAUUCUUACUAGAAUCUGCUUCAAUAUAGAACUCAGAUUUUUUGGUUAUAACAUAUUCCAUUUGUAGUUAAACUAUAGCUUAGGUGAUGCUGAGCUUCUUGUUAAUUUUUUUUAACAUUUUUUUAUCAAAAACUUUCAACUGUAAUUUCCAUAUGUAAGUUCAAUUUGCCUUGCUGUCUCA
This is a messenger RNA of Arachis duranensis, 1452 nucleotides long. RefSeq names its product probable fructokinase-7. Gene Ontology annotation, biological process: fructose metabolic process. Gene Ontology annotation, cellular component: cytosol. The record is from RefSeq and is a predicted model, not a curated record. The transcript has 7 exons. Bases 245 to 1300 code for a protein of 351 amino acids. NCBI's taxonomy places the organism in Eukaryota, Viridiplantae, Streptophyta, Magnoliopsida, Fabales, Fabaceae. Gene Ontology annotation, molecular function: fructokinase activity.